Molecule: messenger RNA, 2338 nt
Organism: Daldinia vernicosa
Lineage: Eukaryota; Fungi; Ascomycota; Sordariomycetes; Xylariales; Hypoxylaceae
Product: PIG-X-domain-containing protein
Exons: 2
Coding region: 178-1773 (531 amino acids)
Biological process (GO): GPI anchor biosynthetic process; protein processing
Cellular component (GO): endoplasmic reticulum membrane; glycosylphosphatidylinositol-mannosyltransferase I complex
Molecular function (GO): mannosyltransferase activity
Source: RefSeq, a predicted model, not a curated record
ACGUUUCCUUGCGCGAGUUCCAUCUGAAUUUUUUGUACUUGAUUGCCCCAUCUGCCCCUCCUUAUCUUAUCAGGGCCUGUCUUCCUUAUCUCUCAGUCUCUCUUCUUAUCUACCUUGGGUACCCAAACCUUAGGUACAAGAGGUUGGGGCCACUUGGAGACUUAAACCGCUUAAAUCAUGGGGACGGCGUGUACUUCAUAUCCGUGUGACCAGUCUCCCAGAACAUUUGAUGUCGACGAGUAUUAUAGAUUACAUCAACUUAUACCCUACAGGAUGCGCCAAAGAAUUACCUUCUUCCAUAAAAACGAGAACGGAGUAGAACCUGCCGCUCUAAGGCUCUUGGGUCGCUAUAUUUCGGGGCCCGACAUCACCGCUGAACGGGAGGACCGGAUUACACUAGCUCUAGAGGAGCUUCCGGUAGAGCUUCAACACCUACUUCGAGAAUCCCGCGAGCUAUUUAUUCGAUGGCAAAAACCCGUCCCCUACAAAGCGGUAGGUCCUUGGACCUCGAGAUUGCCUCCCGGUUUACAUGUCUUUUAUACGCCCGGUAAUAGCGAGAGACCUGAUGGCGGUCGCCUGUGCCGCUUGUUUCGGACGGCCUUUGGACCAUUAGAUUGCUCAUCCACAUCCGGAUCGUUUACGAAAUUACCAAAUGACCGAUUCACUCAUUCAACAGCAUAUCAAUAUUACCAAAUCCUAAACGACCUGUCGCAUUUCACGGCAUACCUCGAACAAUAUGCUUGUAGUUCCGGUAACUCCGAAUGCAAGUCACGAGUUCAACGGCUUCUUGACGCCAACUCGGUCGAUUUCUCCUACGAUGCGCUUUCUCACGUUGUGAAACUCACAGCUGUGUGGCCUCAUGAACGGCAGCCGUUAUUUAUCAACUCCCAGCACGAUCACAGAGCCGAGGUCGGGAUAAUGACACCGGACUCACCUCCGCAUCUAGAGUCACAUGAGCUUGGUAUCACGGGACUGCUGGCAGUCUUGGGUGAAGAUUCCAGGCCUACACCAACUCUUUUCUCAUUCCCUUCGCGCCACAAGAAUGCCGACGAUGCGAGUUUCGAGGCCACUUUUCUCCGUCCGAUGGGCUUACACCCGACUAUGCAAUUACGUCUCAGCUCAAGUAAGCCGCCGAUGGACGAUGCGUACUGUUCGCUGCACACGUACCUUACUCUUCCUCGAACCGUCUUCAUCGACAAGUAUCAACUUGGGGAUGAGCUAUUCAUGUCGUCUAAGAACUUGUCGGCGUUGCGUUACAUCAGCCAACCAGUGGACCUUGAAGCUCCAGACUACGCCAUGAGGCUUUGGGGUUCCAGUGCCCUCCUAGAACUGCAGCCGCCGAGAAGCGGGAAUGACCAACCGUGGACAGCCGAGAUUCCACUUCAUCUUAGGUAUUUGGCACCAGCGGAUCAUGGCUAUAGAAACGUUAGUAUUCCUUGGCCCGUGGUUUUCUGGGCUUGCGCGUCCGAAGAGGGCACCAAGUUCUCCAACAGUCCAUUCGACAGGACAAAUCUAGGAUACGACGGGCUAUUUGGCCCUCGUACGCUAUUCUGGCAUGUCGAACCGAAGCCAAGUGCAGGCGAGAACCUCUAUCACGAAAUUAGGGUUCCCGUUCUUGAUCUUGGACAGUCAAAUCGGAUCAGCUCCGGAACAGUAACCGUGGUUCUCAUGGGACUUGUUUUCGUUAUAUGGAAACUCGUAUCAGUCUGCCUAGGGAUAAACCAAGACAAAUACAAACCGGAGAAAGUAAGGAGGAAGAGGAAGAGUCUAUGAUAAUGAUUUCAAAAUUGAAGCAUCAGCAAUUGUGCAUUCUAAACUUUUACUGGGUCGGGGUGGGAAUUAACGACGGCGUUGAGGUCAUGUGAUUACGUAUUAUUAUUUGCAUUAUUUUCAAUAUUGUUACUAUAACGGGGCCACGGCAAGGGCACAGAACCAGGGCGUUAGGGAUGAUCGUAUGAUACAUAUAUACCUUAGAUAGUGAACAUAACUUAUACUAACUACAUUAUCUUACUCAUACAUACUUGAAUAUAUCGACAAGUUCACUCAAGAGUCAGUUUAAUAAUAGCGUGAUGUUUUCAUAUGUUGUAGCGGGCAUUGCUAUUUUAUUAUUUACGUACAACCCAAUUCUUCAAUACUUUUCUCCCGAGCCAUCUCGUCUUACACGGACCGCUCGGCCUCGUAUAAAUGAAUCCCUCCUUGCCAUCGAUGCAGCAAACCAAACUGCACCGGACUGCCCUCCGGAUUCAUAUUCAAUUCAUAUUCUUUCAAAAGCGCCAAUCGUAAUUUAUAUUGAGAAUUUCCUCUCAAACGAUGAACGGUCCCAUUUGCUAGAGAUCAG